This is a messenger RNA of Portunus trituberculatus (swimming crab), 1727 nucleotides long. Its product is annotated as aldehyde dehydrogenase family 3 member A2-like. Bases 102 to 1475 code for a protein of 457 amino acids. Gene Ontology annotation, molecular function: aldehyde dehydrogenase (NAD+) activity. Gene Ontology annotation, biological process: aldehyde metabolic process. The record is from RefSeq and is a predicted model, not a curated record. Gene Ontology annotation, cellular component: cytoplasm. Lineage: Eukaryota; Metazoa; Arthropoda; Malacostraca; Decapoda; Portunidae. The transcript has 10 exons.
ACCCUCCUUUAUCACCCCACUAUUGGCUAUAUAAGGAGGGUCACUGUCUUCAUGCCCGCUUGUUCUCCCUAGGCCUUUCGUGCGAGUAAUCCUUAGCAGUCAUGGCUCCGUCCUAUAAAGAAGUGGUGGAGGGCGCCAGGAAGGUCUAUGCUGAGGGCAGGACGCGGCCCAUCGCUUUCCGCCGUCAGCAGCUGCAGCAAUACAAGAAGAUGCUGAUCAAUCACAAGGAUGAAUUUCUAAAGGCCCUUGUUUCUGAUCUGAAUAAGCCCCAACUCGAGGCGGUAAUCUUCGAGGUUGACUUUGCUCUUAAGGACGUCGACUUCUUACUGGAGAACCUGGACAGACUGGCUAAGACGGAGGAGGUUAAGUCUGUAUUGCCCGGGGACAAGUCGUUGUUGGUAAGGGAGCCCUAUGGUGUAGUUCUCGUGAUGGGUGCAUGGAACUACCCCCUGCAGCUGUCUCUCAUUCCUGCUGCUGGUGCCAUUGCUGCGGGUAACACUGUCAUCAUUAAGCCCUCAGAAGUGUCCCCUGCAACUGCCAAUGCCAUCGCCAAAUACCUACCGCAGUAUUUAGAUAAGGAUUGUUACCGUGUGGUGCUGGGUGGCAUUCCAGAGACCACGGAGCUGCUGAAAGAGAGGUUUGACUAUGUCUUCUACACGGGGUCGACCACUGUGGGCAGGAUAGUGAGGGAGGCGGCUAACAAGUACCUCACCCCCACCACCCUGGAGCUCGGGGGCAAGUGCCCUUGCUACGUGGACGCAACAGCAGACCUGGAGAUGGCUGUGCGUCGCAUCCUGUGGGGCAAAAUGUUUAACCUCGGCCAGACGUGCAUCGCUCCUGACUAUAUCCUGUGCCCUAAAGCGGUACAGGACGCCUUCAUCAACAAGGCUAAGGAGGUGUUGAAGGAGUGGUACGGAGAGGAUAUCAAGAAGUCCCCUUAUCUGUGUAGGAUUGUUGCCGAGAGACAUGUCGAUCGUCUGGUUAACUACCUGAAGGACGGCAAGGUGGUGAUUGGGGGGCGCUAUGACAAGGCCAGCAAGUGGGUGGAACCUACGGUGCUGGUGGAUGUCAAGGAAAAUAGCGGGGUCAUGAGGGAUGAGGUGUUUGGUCCUAUCUUGCCUAUCUUCAACGUCAACACCCCUGAUGAAGCGAUUACUUUUAUCAACAAGGGAGAGAAGCCACUUGCCAUGUACGUCUUCAGCAAUAACAAGGCAGACGUGGACAAAUUCCUGGAGAGGGUUUCCUGCGGGGGUGUCACGGUCAACGACACUCUUCACCACGCAGCCAACCCCAACCUUCCCUUCGGUGGUGUGGGGUACAGUGGCAUGGGCGCCUAUCACGGGGACCAGACCUUCUACACUUUCACGCAUAUCAAGCCUGUGCUGCUGCGAGAAUACGACCAAACCCAAGAGAUGAUGCUAAGUGCUCGCUACCCGCCCUACACCGCGGAUAAAAUCAGGAUCCUUACUUCAUAAAAGGGAACAACAACAGCGGCACAGGCACCACUACCUCCACCAUAGACCAGUGACAAAAACAAGAACAAUUAUCUUUUUAUUACCAUGAUUAGAAUAUGAGGACUAUUUGCUGCAAUAUGUACGAGAUAUGUAGGGAAUUUUUAAGCCAUCAAUACAUGUGGCUUCCCUUCAAGUUUGUUAAAAUAUUGUGGUGCAAGAAGACAUCAUUUGACUGCUAUGGUUUCUCAAAAUUAAUAAAAUGUCUUGGAGCAA